Molecule: messenger RNA, 3718 nt
Organism: Balaenoptera musculus (blue whale)
Lineage: Eukaryota; Metazoa; Chordata; Mammalia; Artiodactyla; Balaenopteridae
Gene: NLRC4
Product: NLR family CARD domain containing 4
Exons: 8
Coding region: 1-3129 (1042 amino acids)
Biological process (GO): regulation of apoptotic process; defense response to bacterium; detection of bacterium
Source: RefSeq, a predicted model, not a curated record
AUGCCAAGUGCUGCUGAGGAUUUGGAACCACUGGAACUGUUGAUUUUAUCUGCUGUGAAUUUCAUAAAGGAGAACAGUCAAAUUCUCAUUCAAAGGAUGGGAGUGACUGUUAUAAAGCAAAUUUUGGAUGAGCUACUUGUAUGGAAUGUUCUGAAUUACGAAGAAGUAAACAUCAUUUGCUGUGAGAAGGUCGAGCAGGAUGCUGCAAGAGGGAUCAUUCACAUGAUUCUGAAGAAGGGUUCAGAAGCCUGUAACCUCUUUCUUAAAUCCCUUGAAAAGUGGAACUAUCCUCUGUUUCAGGACUUGCAUGGACUUAGUCUUUUUCAUCAGAUGUCAGAAGAAGACUUAGAUGGUUUGGCUCAGGAUUUAAAGGACUUAUACCAUACCCCAUCUUUUCUGAACUACUAUCCGCUGGGUGAAGAUAUUGACAUUAUUUUUAAUUUGAAAAGCACCUUCACAGAACCGGUUCUAUGGAGGAAGGACCAACACCAUCACCGUCUGGAGCAGCUGACCCUGAGUGGCCUGCUGGACACUCUUCAGAGCCCCUGCAUCAUCGAAGGGGAAUCGGGCAAAGGGAAGUCCACUCUGCCGCAGCGAAUCGCCAUGCUCUGGGCCUCUGGAGAGUGCCAGGCUCUGACCAAGUUCAAAUUAGUUUUAUUUCUCCGUCUGAGCAGGGCCCAGGGUGGACUCUUCGAAACCCUGUGUGACCAACUCUUGGAUAUACCUGACACAAUCAGGAAGCAGACGUUCAUGGCCAUACUACUGAAGCUACGGCAGAGGGUUCUUUUUCUCCUAGAUGGCUACAAUGAAUUCAAGGCCCAGAACUGCCCAGAAAUCGAAGCCCUAAUAAAGGAAAACCACCGCUUCAAGAAUAUGGUCAUCGUCACCACCACCAUGGAGUGCCUGAGGUACAUCAGGCAGUUUGGUGCGCUGAUUGCCGAGGUGGGGGACAUGACCGAGGACAGUGCCCAGGCUCUCAUCCGGGAAGUGCUGAUAAAGGAGCUCGCUGAAGGCUUGUUGCUCCAAAUUCAGAAAUCCAGGUGCUUGAGGAAUCUGAUGAAGACCCCUCUCUUUGUGGUUAUCACUUGUGCAAUCCAGAUGGGGAAAAGUGAGUUCCACUCUAACACACAAACCACACUGUUCUGUGCCUUCUACGAUCUGCUAAUAAAUAAAAACAAGCACAAACGUAAAGGGGUGGCUCCAAGUGAGGUCACUCGGAGCCUGGACCACUGUGGGGACCUAGCUCUGGAGGGCGUGUUCUCCCACAGGUUUGAUUUUGAACCGGACGACUUGUCCAGUGUGAACGAGGAUGUCCUGCUGACAGCGGGACUCCUCUGUAAAUACACAGCUCAACGGUUCAAGCCGAAGUAUAAAUUCUUUCAUAAAUCAUUCCAGGAGUACACAGCAGGACGCAGACUCAGCAGUUUAUUGACGUCUGAAGAGCCAGAAGAGGUGACCAAGGGGAACGGUCACUUGCAGAAAAUGGUUUCCAUUUCAGACAUUACAUCCAAGUACAGCAACCUGCUCCUGUAUACGUGUGGGUCAUCUGCCGAAGCCACCCGGACUGUUCUGAAACACCUGGCAUCAGUGUAUCAACAUGGCAGCCUCGGUGGGCUUUUCGUCACCAAGAGGCCUCUCUGGAGGCAGGAAUCUAUGCAAAAUGUGAAAAGCACCACUGUGCAAGAAAUUCUGAAAGCCAUAAACAUCAACUCCUUUACAGAGUGUGGCAUCAAUUUAUUCUGUGAGAGUAUAUCCACAUCAAACCUGAGAGAAGAAUUUGAAGCUUUCUUUCAUGGUAAAAGCCUACAUAUCAACUCAGAGAACAUCCCUGAUUACUUAUUUGACUUCUUUGAAAACUUGCCUAAUUGUGCAAGUGCUCUGGACUUUGUUAAACUAGACCUGUACGGGGGAGCUGUGGCUUCGCAGGAUGAGACCGCAGAAGACGCAAGCAGGAUCCACAUGCAGGAGUCCUCAGGAACCUACAUUCCCAGCAGGGCUGUGUCUUUGUUCUUCAACUGGAAGCAGGAAUUCAAGACAUUGGAGGUCACACUCCGGGAUUUCUGCAAGUUGAAUAAGCAAGAUAUCAAAUACCUGGGGAAAAUAUUCAGCUCUGCUACAAGCCUCAGGUUGUACAUUAAGAGAUGUGCCGGCGUGGCUGGAAGCCUCAGUUCGGUCCUCAGCACCUGUAAGAACAUUCAUUCCAUCAUAGUGGAAGCCAGUCCCCUCGCCUUAGAAGACGAGCGGCAUAUCACAUCUGUGACAAACCUGCACACCUUAAGUAUUCACGACCUAGGGACUCAACGGCUACCAGGUGGUCUGACUGACAGCUUAGGUAAUUUGAAGAACCUUAUGAAGCUCAUACUGGAUAACAUUAAGAUGAAUGAGGAAGAUGCUAUAAAACUAGCUGAAGGUCUGACAAAUCUGAAAAAGAUGUGUUUACUUCGUUUGACCCACUUGUCUGAUAUAGGGGAGGGAAUGGAUUACAUAGUCAAGUCUCUGUCAGCUGAACCCUGUGACCUUAAAGAAAUCCAAUUAGUCUCCUGCUGCCUGUCAGGAAAUGCUGUGAAAACCCUAGCUCAGAAUCUUCACAACUUGGCCAAACUGAGCAUUCUUGAUUUAUCUGAAAAUCAUCUGGAAAAGGAUGGAAAUGAAGCUCUUCAUGAACUAAUUGACAGGCUGCACAUCUUGGAACAGCUAAACGUGCUGAUGCUGCCCUGGUGCAGUGAUGUACGAGUCAGCUUGGCCAGGCUGCUGGAGCAACUGAAGGGGGCCCCACAGCUCAUCAAGCUUGGGCUGAGAAACUGGAGACUCACAGAUGCAGAGAUUAGAAUUCUAGGUACAUUUUUUGAAAAGAACCUUCUGAAAAACUUCCAGCAGCUGGACUUGGCAGGAAAUUGUGUGAGCAGUGAUGGAUGGCUUGCCUUCAUGAGUGUAUUUGAGAAUCUUAAGCAAUUGGUGUUUUUUGACUUCAGUACUAAAAGACUUUUACCUGAUGCAUCAUUAGUCAGAAAACUUAGCCAUGUGUUAUCCAAAUUAACUUUUCUCCAAGAAGCUAGGCUUGUUGGGUGGCAAUUUGAUGACGAUGACGUCAGUGUUAUUAAAGGUGCUUUUAAACUAGUAACUGCUUAAAUAAAGGGUACUCUAAGCCCAUAAAUGCUCUGGAGACCCCAUUACUUUCAGCCUGGUGAUUUAAAAAUCUUUGCUCAUCUAGUCCAAGAGUCUGAAAGUAAAUGGCAAUCCACUAUACACCUAAAAAAUAUCCUUCAGUGUCUGCCUAACUCACCCCUUCUAAACUUUUUCUUCUUUUACUGGUAUCAGGAUGAUGUGUGGCACCAUCACCUCCUUAGCUGGCCUCUUCCAUGGAAAUCUACUUUCUUAGUUUCAUCAUUCAAGUAAAAAGGAAAAGGAAAAGGGGAGGAUGCCAAGAAAAUGAGCCCAAAGAAGAGGAGGAAAUGGGAGGGAGUUUAACUUGACAUGUAUAAAUAGUUCUGGUGUCCCAUCACUUCUACUAGCAUUAUCAGUUACUUGAAGGGGACUCCUGUUUAUCCUUGUAUUCCCUUUGGUCUCAAGAAUAGCAGGUCACCAAAAUUUAUAUAUUGUAUGAACAUUUACUUAGUACAGGGCCUGGCAUGUACUAUACUCUCGACAAGCAUUUGCUGAAUAUGGGAUAAAGUUACCAAUAAAGAACAGGCCAAAAUUAUUUAAAAGCAGGGAGAAA